Messenger RNA from Osmerus eperlanus (European smelt), 1438 nucleotides. It is a transcript of the gene saga, whose product is annotated as S-antigen; retina and pineal gland (arrestin) a. The record is from RefSeq and is a predicted model, not a curated record. Gene Ontology annotation, cellular component: photoreceptor inner segment; photoreceptor outer segment. Bases 228 to 1436 code for a protein of 402 amino acids. NCBI's taxonomy places the organism in Eukaryota, Metazoa, Chordata, Actinopteri, Osmeriformes, Osmeridae. Gene Ontology annotation, biological process: signal transduction; G protein-coupled receptor internalization. Gene Ontology annotation, molecular function: G protein-coupled receptor binding. The transcript is spliced from 14 exons.
AAAGCUGCAUGUGUUCCUGGAUGUGUUUGUACACCCAUCCAAUUGGUGUCUACGUCUAGUGCUUUGCUUUGGGGAGGUUGAAAGUGUACAUCCGGCUCACCUUUUUGGUCACUAGACAUCUUGACGGACAACAGGUACAAAUAGAGGCACCACCCAUAACUGCUUCUCCCCGAUUCUCUGAUCUUCCUGCAACAGUUCUCAGAUUCCAGUCUCUCAAGUUUGCAACCAUGAGUUCAAAGAACGUAAUCUUCAAGAAGAUGUCCAAGGACAAAUCGGUUGGAGUUUACAUGGGGAAAAGGGACUUUGUUGAUCGAGUGGACUCUAUAGACCCAGUGGAUGGCGUCAUUCUGGUCGACCCCGAAAUCCUCCAAGGCAGAAAAGCUUUUGUCACCCUGUCCUGCAUAUUCCGUUACGGGCGGGACGAUGCGGAUGUGAUGGGGAUAGCCUUCCGUAGAGAGAUCUACAUGUCCACCCGUCAGGUUUAUCCACCCUUGCAGGACAGAGAGCAAGGGGUGCACACCAAGACCCAGGGAAAACUGCUGCGUAAACUGGGAGAAAAUGCUUUCCCUUUCUUCUUUGAGUUUCCGGAUAACCUGCCUUGCUCUGUGGGUCUCCAGCCAGGUCCUAAUGAUGCUGGGAAGUACUGUGCGGUGGAGUUUGAGGUGAGAAGUUUCAGCGCUGAGAGCCAGGUUGCCAAGGUGCGCAAAAGGAGCACGGUGAGUCUGGUCAUCCGGAAGGUUCAGUAUGCAUCGGAGACGGGCGGAGACGCCCCCUUGGCCAAGACCACGCGUGACUUUGUCAUGUCAGACAAGCCCCUGCACCUUGAGGCCAGUUUGGACAAGGGAACAUACUAUCAUGGAGAGCCCAUCUCUGUUAACGUCAAUGUCACAAACAGCUCAAACAAGACUGUGAAGAACAUUAUUGUGUCAGUGGAUCAGGUGGCCAAUGUGGUCCUAUAUUCCAAUGACAGCUAUGUUAAGGCGGUGGCCUUAGAGGAGUCUGGUGAUUCUGUGUCUGCUGGUGCAAGCCUGCAGAAGAAGUACACUCUGGUUCCCCUGUUAAGCCACAACCGGCAGAGGAACGGCGUCGCUCUUGAUGGGAAGCUGAAGCAUGAAGACACAAAUCUGGCUUCAACAACCAUGAUUAAAGAAGGUGUACUGAAAGAGGUUAUGGGGAUCUUGGUGUCGUACCGAGUCAUGGUCAAGCUCAUCAUUGGCGGGAUGAUGGGCUCAAGUGAGGUGGGGGUUGAGAUACCCUUCCAACUAAUGCAUCCUAAGCCUGAUCUAGGUGUGUUUUGUUCUAAAUCUAUAUGUGUGUGUGUGUUUGUGGGUGUGUUAUUAGAAAAUAUAAUCAUAAAAAUAACACAAUACAUAAAAAUUAUAUUUCCCUUUAUUCCUGUGUUUUUGCAUUUGCCUCAUGAAGUGACAGAAAGGUAAGA